This is a messenger RNA of Rotaria sp. Silwood2, 135 nucleotides long. The record is from the annotation of a GenBank genome assembly. Lineage: Eukaryota; Metazoa; Rotifera; Eurotatoria; Philodinida; Philodinidae.
GAAAUUUUACCUUCUAUACCACAAAAUAUUCUUGCACAAAUGAUUGUUGAUUUAGUUCAAUUAAUUAAAGAUUUGUUUCAUGUUGAAUGUCGAGUAAAUAUUCUUCAUGAAUCAAAUACAUCAAUUCAAUAUUAA